GGAGAUGUGCAUAAGAGACAGACUUCUGCCGGGAGUGGCGCCCCGGGCCCAGGGCGUUGCCAUCUACGGGGUUUUAAAAGCGGAAUUGUUCCUGUCACUCCGAGGUCUCCGACCUCCGCCUAAGAAAGCGUAGACACACCCCCAUAUGGCGGCUCCGGGUUCUGCCGGUCUUCCAGGCUGAUUUGCAAAGCUGGCGCCUGCCUGCGGGCUCUUUCCUGCCCCGGCACGGGCUUCCCGUGCAGGUGCAGCGCUGACGAUUGGGGCCGCCUCUGCACGCACCUGCAAUAGUGACCACUGGCAUAUGGUGGAGGGGAAGAGCGUCCUCCAGAAACUGCCCCGGCAUGGCUUGAGAUAUUGGGACCCACAGCUGGAUGAUGGCCGUUCGUGUGAGACCAUUGCCUCUUCCUUCCUCCCUCUUUGAGGCCAGCCAAGAGAAGGAUGGAACCGUUACCUGGGGAGUGGGCUUUCCGGGACCACCUGGAGGCUGCAGGCCACGUGUGUAUUCUGAAAGAUGCCUCCGACUUGGAAAGCUCGUCCGAAAUCGCCAAGCUCAUCGAGGCCGAGAGCCUGGAGGCAGCACUGGCCCUUCAUCUGUACAGAGGAGGCAGACUUCUGCAAGGUCACGGGAUUCCCUUUGGAAUCAUCUUCGGUGGAACCGAUUUAAAUGAAGAUGUUAACCAUGGAGAGAAGAAGAAAGUGAUGGGGAAAGUCCUGGAAGAAGCCAGAUUUGCCGUCGCCUUCACAGAGUCAAUGAAGGAAAUGGCACAAACACAGUGGCCGCAUGCUAGGGGUAAGAUCUAUGUCCAGAGUCAAGGAAUCGUGACAGGACCAAACUCUGCCUUUAACUGGAACACCUUUCUUCGCCAGUCAGGGAUUAACCAAAGUGCUGAUAAUUUACACAUCUUCCUCCUGGUGUGUGGGCUGAGACAAGUGAAGGACCCUCUCUAUCUGGUGGAUGCGUUCUCAGAAUGGCAUCGAGAAGAGCCUAAUGUUUACAUGGUGAUCGUGGGUCCUGAAGUGGACCCAGUGUUUACAAGGGAAGUGGGAGCCAGAGUAAAGAGGGCUGCGGGCGUGCGGCUGAUCCGAGAGAUGCCCCAGGGGGACCUACACGCAGCGCUCAAGAACUGCUUCGCGGUGGUGAACAGCUCAGUCUCCGAGGGCAUGUCUGCGGCCAUCCUGGAGGCGAUGGAUCUGGAAGUUCCCGUGCUGGCCAGGAACAUCCCCGGGAACGCGGCAGUGGUGAAGCAUGAAGUCACAGGGCUGUUGUUCUCAGACCCUCAGGAGUUUGUGCAGCUGGCAAAGAGACUGGUCAGCGACCCCACACUAGAGAGAGAAAUCGUGGCCAACGGAAGGGAGUACGUGAGAGCGCGUCACUCGUGGCAGGCAGAGAGAUGCACCUAUCAGAACCUCAUCAGGACCCUCGAGGGAAGCAUCCAGGACUAAGGGCGCUCGCCUGGUGCCCUCACGCGCCCGCCUGUGGCCGCCGCCAGAUGCGCGGCCCCGGGCAGAUACCCAGAGACAGAGCUCUGGGCCACCGGGUCCAUCCCAGGACAAGUCACACCAGUUUUAUCGGAAUCCUAGAUAAACAACAUCAGUUAUAAGGGAGAACCGCAUCCGGAUGUCUGUGCUUCCAGAUAAUAUCCCGGAUGUGUUUACAGAUCGGUCCUGAUGGAGACGCGGCAGCUCCUG
Molecule: messenger RNA, 1689 nt
Organism: Prionailurus viverrinus (fishing cat)
Lineage: Eukaryota; Metazoa; Chordata; Mammalia; Carnivora; Felidae
Gene: GLT1D1
Product: glycosyltransferase 1 domain containing 1
Exons: 16
Coding region: 439-1443 (334 amino acids)
Molecular function (GO): glycosyltransferase activity
Source: RefSeq, a predicted model, not a curated record